ACGUCAGUUAAUUCUUCACUCGUAAUUUGAACAGUGUAAAAUAUCCUCCUCUAAGUUUACAAUGAGCUUGCUUAAAGUUGCAGUUUUCGCCGCGCUAGUCAUUUGUGCUAGUGCCGAGCCUAAACCAAACCCGGGAGUCCUCGCCGCCCCAGUUGCACCCGUGGCGUACUCAGCACCCCUAGUUCAAUCACCAUUUGUCGGUAGAACUUUCGCUGCACCGGUGGCUUAUGCAUCUCCGUUCGCAUACAAUGCUCCAGUUGCUGCUGCAUACACUGCCCCGUUGACUGCGGCCUAUGCUGCACCAUUUGCUGCUGCUCCAGUUGUAGCUGCUCGUGCAGCGCCGGUUGUUGCUGCAGCUGCACCUGUCGUGGCGGCCCGUGCUGCUCCUUUAGUAGCUGCUGCAUCAGUUGUUACUGCUCCUGCUCCUGUCGUGGCUGCUCGUGCGGCUCCAGUUGUAGCUGCUCCGGUUGUUGCUGCCCGCGCUGCUCCGGUUGUGGCUGCACCAGUUCAAGCCGAGUUCACUGAUAGUUACCCACAAUAUCAGUAUGCAUAUAACGUGCAGGAUGCUCUGACUGGUGACUCGAAAACACAGGAAGAGACUCGUGAUGGUGACAUCGUUAAGGGAUCUUACUCUUUGAUCGAACCCGACGGCAGCCGUCGUAUUGUCAACUACUACGCCGAUCCAAUCAACGGAUUCAACGCUGUCGUGCAGAAGGAUGUCCCAGUUGCGCUAGCAGCCAAGACCGUUGUGGCUCCUGCUGUUGCUGCCAAAGCUGUGCUAGUCUAGGAAGCGUCUAUAGUUUGAACUAGGAUCAGUCUAAAUAUGCUGUGUAUAUAGGACCAUUUCCCGUGUGUAAAUAGUCGUUAAGACAUCUGUGCCACCAUCGAUGAGCAACUUUAAGCAAUCACUCAUUUGUACAUAAUUUCCACUGUUAAAAAUCAUAAUUGCUUGAAGUCAUACCUUUUGUACAGCUUCGUUUUAGAAAAUAAAUCACGAAAUUUCAAUGCUUAUACAAAAUUUA
Molecule: messenger RNA, 1022 nt
Organism: Wyeomyia smithii (pitcher-plant mosquito)
Lineage: Eukaryota; Metazoa; Arthropoda; Insecta; Diptera; Culicidae
Gene: Cpr64Ad
Product: cuticle protein 21
Exons: 2
Coding region: 62-787 (241 amino acids)
Cellular component (GO): extracellular matrix
Source: RefSeq, a predicted model, not a curated record